GGAGAAUCAGUUGUGUUGUGUGCAAGUUGAAGAAAUCAAGUCGUGCAGUUAAAAUGAAUAUUAACUUGAAAAUCUUACCGAUUUUUUUGAUAUUUAUACAUUAUUGUUAUGCGUAUAACGUGGAAUGCUUAAACAAAAAGGCAGACGACAGUCAGUGUUCCAAGUAUUGUUAUGAGGUUGUUAAGCCGCUUUUGCAGUACGCAAAGGAAGCAAAUCAAAAAGCAAAAACAUUCGGUGAAUUAAUGGAUGAGAUAAAUGAGUUGAGAACAACUCAAGCCAAACUUGAGACAACAGUUGAUGGCCAAAUCGAACAACUGGAAGUAUAUAAAAAAAAAGAUGCUGAGCAAAGUCAAUUAGUGUCAAAAUAUAAAACUGAGCUUGAUAAUUUAAUUGCUCAGAAUACUAAGACUAGCCGAUUAUUAAGUGAAACGAAGAAAAAAAGUAUGCGAGAUCAACUUGAAUAUAAAAAUAAUAUGAAGAAAAGUAACGAAGUUGACUCAAAUAUUUCAAGUUGCUUGGUUAAGAAAACUGGAAUUCAACAAAUUAUAGUUCAUGAUAUUCGCAACUUCCCCGUGUCCUGUGAUUCCGAUUUGGUCGACUCUGGCUGGACAGUUAUUCAGAGACGUAAGGACGCAAGUGUAAGCUUCGAACGAGGUUGGAAUGACUAUCGUAGAGGAUUUGGCGAUUUGGAAGGCAGUUUCUUCAUAGGACUCGAAAAGCUGUAUCUUCUCACCAACGAACAGCCCCACGAACUCUAUAUACACCUGAAGAGUUUUGAGAACGAAACUCGAUUCGCCCGCUACGAUCACUUUCAAAUUGGCGAUGAAAGCGAGUCCUACAAACUCAAGUCACUUGGCAAAUAUUCUGGAAAUGCUGGGAAUGAUUCGUUGAUUUAUCACCUUGAUAUGAAGUUCUCUACCUUCGAUCAGGAUAAUGAUAAUUCGACUAUAAACUGUGCUGCUGAAUGGUUGUCGGGCUGGUGGUACAACAGCUGUGCUCAUAGUAAUCUUAACGGAGUUUAUAAAGACGAUAAGAUUAAUUAUUAUAAUGGAAUCAAAUGGAACUCCUGGGACACGGUGAAUCAUUUCACGUUUGUGCAGAUGAUGAUCAGACCGAUAAGCCCGUGAGAUAGGCAAAAUCUAAAUACUUAUGUUUUAGAAGCUUUGAAGGUGAGAUCUUUCAUCACAAUAUGUGAGAGGAAGAAGAAGUAAAUCGUUUCAACCUAAAAGUUUUCUAUUCAACAAAAACUUACUCUCUGUUUGAACUGCACCAGCAUUUGUUGGGAUGUCUUGUUUUAUUUCAAGCUUUUUACACACAACAAAUAAGUUAUGAUUCUGAUUGUCCAAUCCCA
This is a messenger RNA of Drosophila innubila, 1351 nucleotides long. Its product is annotated as ficolin-2-like. The transcript is spliced from 4 exons. The record is from RefSeq and is a predicted model, not a curated record. The coding region runs from base 54 to 1127 and encodes 357 amino acids. Lineage: Eukaryota; Metazoa; Arthropoda; Insecta; Diptera; Drosophilidae.